Molecule: messenger RNA, 1981 nt
Organism: Lotus japonicus
Lineage: Eukaryota; Viridiplantae; Streptophyta; Magnoliopsida; Fabales; Fabaceae
Product: phospho-2-dehydro-3-deoxyheptonate aldolase 1, chloroplastic-like
Exons: 5
Coding region: 129-1718 (529 amino acids)
Biological process (GO): aromatic amino acid biosynthetic process
Molecular function (GO): 3-deoxy-7-phosphoheptulonate synthase activity
Source: RefSeq, a predicted model, not a curated record
CUCAUUCAACCACCUAAACAACAUCGUAUCUUUUCCUUUCGAGUUUUAAUUCAUUCGCGCUUCUACUAUCUAAUUUUCACUUACUUUCUCUUCUUAAUUCUCUCACCAAAUCCGGUUAACUGAACAUAAUGGCGGUGCCCACUUCAAACUCUCUCAUUCCGACCAAGUCCUUGCUCCCUACCAAUUCCCUUCUCUAUUCCUCCAACAACCUCAGCCAAUGCUCCUUUCCUGGCAAGCCCGGGCUCAUGCCCAAGACCAGGCCCAUUUCAGCCGUCGACAACUCUGCUGUCUCCACCAAGAAACAACAACCAGCCACCGCGACAACCACCACCCGUGAGGCGGCGAAAUGGACAGUUGAGAGCUGGAAAUCGAAGAAGGCGCUUCAGCUGCCAGAGUAUCCUAGCCAAGAGAGCCUGGACACGGUGCUGAAGACGCUUGAAGCUUUCCCUCCGAUCGUGUUCGCCGGAGAGGCAAGGAACCUGGAGGAGCGACUGGGGGAUGCUGCACUUGGAAAGGCUUUCCUUCUGCAAGGUGGAGAUUGUGCUGAGAGCUUUAAGGAGUUCAAUGCCACCAACAUUCGUGAUACCUUCAGGGUUAUUCUCCAGAUGGGUGUUGUCAUGAUGUUUGGUGGUCAAAUGCCUGUCAUCAAGGUGGGAAGAAUGGCGGGUCAAUUUGCCAAACCAAGAUCAGACAAUUUCGAGGAGAGGGAGGGAGUGAAGCUGCCAAGUUACAGGGGAGACAACAUCAAUGGAGACGCAUUUGAAGAGAAGGAGAGGAUUCCUGACCCAGAAAGGAUGAUCAGAGCUUAUUGUCAAUCCGCAGCUACUCUCAAUCUUCUCAGAUCUUUCGCGACCGGAGGGUACGCCGCCAUGCAAAGGGUCACCCAAUGGAAUUUAGACUUCACUCAGCACCGCGAGCAGGGAGACAGGUACAUAGAGCUUGCUCACCGAGUUGACGAGGCCCUCGGGUUCAUGGGUGCUGCUGGACUCACUGUGGACCAUCCUAUAAUGAAAACAACUGAUUUCUGGACUUCACAUGAGUGUUUGCUGUUGCCAUAUGAACAAUCACUCACUAGGUUGGACUCAACUUCUGGCCUCUACUAUGACUGUUCUGCUCACAUGGUUUGGGUUGGGGAACGAACCAGGCAGCUAGAUGGUGCCCAUGUUGAGUUUCUAAGAGGAGUUGCUAAUCCCCUAGGAAUUAAGGUGAGUGAUAAGAUGGACCCAAAUGAGCUUGUGAGACUCAUUGAGAUAUUGAAUCCCAAAAACAAAGCAGGGAGAAUUACUAUCAUCACGAGGAUGGGAGCUGAAAAUAUGAGGGUGAAGCUUCCAAAUCUGAUCAGGGCUGUGCGCAGAGCGGGGCAAAUUGUGACAUGGGUCAGCGAUCCUAUGCAUGGAAACACUAUCAAGGCUCCUUGUGGACUCAAAACUCGCCCCUUCGAUUCCAUUAUGAAUGAAGUGAAAGCAUUCUUCGACGUGCACGAGCAAGAAGGAAGCCACCCAGGUGGAGUUCAUCUAGAGAUGACGGGUCAGAAUGUGACUGAGUGCAUUGGAGGGUCGAGGACGGUCACAUUUGAUGAUCUGAGCUCACGUUACCACACACACUGUGACCCAAGGCUCAAUGCUUCACAAUCUCUUGAGCUUGCUUUCAUCAUCGCUGAACGGCUCAGAAAGAGAAGGAUCGGAUCAGAGCAGUCCCUUUCCUCUCUAGGACUGUGAAAUGGCUUUGAUAUGGCAUCAAAAUGGAUUUGCUGUAGUUCCCUUUGAAUUUAUAGGUGGACAUGGAAUGUUUGGCUAAUACAGAUAUACUGUGUGUAGUAGUAUAAUAAACCCUCAAAUUUAGAAGGGUUCUAGUAUCCUUGUCAAUUGGAGCAAUUUAAAUUACAUCAUACAUGUGUACCCAACUAAAUUACAUUAUUUAUGAGUUGGCUGAUCAAGUACUUUAUUUAUCUAAAAUAAGGAUUGUUUUAAUUACAUGAUAA